This is a messenger RNA of Bufo bufo (common toad), 1826 nucleotides long. RefSeq names its product protein O-glucosyltransferase 2 (gene POGLUT2). Gene Ontology annotation, cellular component: endomembrane system. The record is from RefSeq and is a predicted model, not a curated record. The coding region runs from base 144 to 1637 and encodes 497 amino acids. Gene Ontology annotation, molecular function: protein binding; glucosyltransferase activity. The transcript is spliced from 10 exons. Lineage: Eukaryota; Metazoa; Chordata; Amphibia; Anura; Bufonidae.
CGCUGAUCUCCGCUGUCCCUCCCAUAUCCUCUGCAGACUGCACACAUCUGGAGCACACAGUAGUUCCUUGGCAGCUGCUGCCCCGCACAGAGCUGUACACGGCCCCCGCUCGUGGCUGCUGCAGCCUGUAGUCAGUGGUGUCAAUGUUCUGGCAGCUGGUGGUAGUAGCCGCUAUAGCAGCCCCCCUGCGCUGCACGGAGAGCCCCCCUCCUGUGAGUGCGGAGCUGAGCAGAGUAUGGGGCCCCGGGCUGCGGGGAGAGGCUGCGCUUCCUGCUCGCUAUUUCUACAUCCAGGCUGCGGGGACCCACGGCAACAAUUUUACAUCUACUCCUAAAAGGGACCAGUUUCAAGUCCACAUCACAGCACCGGGGGAGCAGUACACCAGAGUGGGGCUUCAGUUACUUGACAGAAAAGAUGGCUCCUUCCUUGUAAGAUAUCGAAUGUAUGCCAGCUACAGGAGCCUUCAGAUUGAAGUUAAAGUUAAUGGCAGACAUGUUGCAAAAUCUCCUUAUUUCCUUAAAGGUCCAGUUUACAGUGAAGAAUGUCACUGCCCUGAGCCUGACAGUGCUGCCUGGUUAAGACAUAUGUCGUGUAAUGAUUCCAUUCCACAAAUUGAACGUGAUCUCAAACAUUUUCCAAUGGUUGAUCCUGACAAGAUUGCCAUAGAAAUCCCAGAAAGAUUUGGUAAUCGCCAGAGCUUGUGUCAUUACACCAUCAAGGAUAAUAAGAUUUAUAUAAAAACAUACGGGGAACAUGUUGGCUUCAGGAUUUUCAUGGAUUCCCUUCUUCUGUCCUUAACAAGCAAAGUGAAAGUUCCAGAUAUCGAAUUUUUUGUAAAUUUAGGAGACUGGCCAUUAGAGAAGAGGAAGGAACAACCCUUUCACCCCAUCUUCUCCUGGUGUGGAUCUCUAGAAACAAAAGAUAUUGUAAUGCCCACAUAUGACCUGACUGAUUCUGUGUUAGAGACCAUGGGGAGGGUGAGUUUAGACAUGAUGUCUGUUCAGGCAAACACUGGUCCUAAAUGGGAGGAGAAGAACAACACGGCCUUUUGGAGAGGACGAGACAGCUGUAAGGAGAGACUUGAACUGGUGAAACUGGGCAGGAAACAUCCAGACAUGAUAAAUGCAGCUUUUACCCACUUCUUUUUCUUCAAACAUGACGAGAACCUCUAUGGUCCAAUUGUGCAACCCAUACCAUUUUUUGAUUUCUUUAAGUACAAGUAUCAGAUACUUAUUGAUGGGACAGUGGCGGCAUACAGAAUGCCAUAUCUUCUGGUCGGGAAUAGUGUAAUACUAAAGCAAGAUUCCAUUUAUUAUGAACACUUUUAUAAUGAGCUUCAGCCCUGGAAGCAUUAUGUGCCCUUCAAGAAAGACCUUAGUGAUUUGCUUGAAAAAAUUCGGUGGGUUAAAGAUCACAAUGAAGAGGCUAAAAAAAUUGCAGAAGCUGGACAACAGUUUGCAAGAAACAAUUUAAUGGGUGAUCAUGUUUUCUGCUACUAUUUUAAGCUUUUCCAAACUUAUGCAAAACUGCAGGUGAGUAAACCGAAAAUAAGAGAUGGGAUGGAAAAAGUGGAGAAUACGUCAGAGAAUUACUUCCCAUGUGAAUGUCGUAGGCAUAAGGUCAAGGAUGAGCUUUGAUGCUAACAGAAGGUUCUUCUUUUCCAUUACACGGAGCGCUGGAAGUUUGGGGAUUUAUAAAACAGUUAUAUUUUGUACAGUCGAUACAGUACUGCCAGACCACGCACAAUAAUAUUCUGCCCCAUUUCUACAAGAGAAAUCUUUUUUGAAAUAAAUAAAUUCUGGUGUUUUAAACUUUCAUGUGGAUGC